This is a messenger RNA of Colletotrichum truncatum, 288 nucleotides long. RefSeq lists its product as uncharacterized. The record is from RefSeq and is a predicted model, not a curated record. NCBI's taxonomy places the organism in Eukaryota, Fungi, Ascomycota, Sordariomycetes, Glomerellales, Glomerellaceae.
AUGUCCGGAAUCCCAUUCACAGCCGGCAUGGAGGCGUCGGGCGGUUGGCCUUCUGAACGUGGCCCCAUGCCCAAGUUUGAGCCAGGACCUGCAGACUUCAAAGAAGCCAGGAAAGCGGAAAAGCGAGCCGAGAAACAACGUCAGGAAGAAUUGGUGGGACCAUCUAUGACAACAAGGAUGGAAAACUCAGUCAAGUCGAGCUUCUUGGGCAAGAUCUUCGCAUCUGAUCCAGACAAACCCAAGAAGCAGCGAAUUGAGCGCAACAGGGACGGCGUUCCGAUAAACUAG